Liolophura sinensis is the source of this 1425-nucleotide messenger RNA. RefSeq names its product endonuclease 8-like 3. Gene Ontology annotation, biological process: base-excision repair. The transcript is spliced from 9 exons. Gene Ontology annotation, cellular component: nucleus. NCBI's taxonomy places the organism in Eukaryota, Metazoa, Mollusca, Polyplacophora, Chitonida, Chitonidae. Gene Ontology annotation, molecular function: zinc ion binding; damaged DNA binding; DNA-(apurinic or apyrimidinic site) endonuclease activity. The coding region runs from base 1 to 1425 and encodes 474 amino acids. The record is from RefSeq and is a predicted model, not a curated record.
AUGGUUGAAGGUCCAGGGUGUAAACUAAACGGAGAGAAAAUUAGAAGCAAAGUCAGUGGCCAGAGUGUUGUAAAAGUCUGUUUCGGAGCAGGACAGAAGACUAUGGCCAAACAAGCCAAAGAAGCAUCUGCAUGUGGAAAAACUGAAGAGAAUCAGAAGUUUCAUGAGCUCCUAGGGCAGCGACUUGAAGAGGUCCAAACCCUGGGAAAGGAACUCUUUAUGUAUUUUGGAAGAGAAGUUUGUCUCAGAGUUCAUUUUGGGAUGAAUGGCUCAGUCCAGAUGAACAAGAAACAGACAGACUCAGAAAGCAUUAGUAAGAGAUCUGUGACACCCUCUCUUGUGCUACAGAUGUCCAAAGACAGCCUUGCCUUUUUUGAGUCAUCUGUGGACAUAAGAAGUGCCAGUUUGUGUCGAGCAAAGUAUGAAGAGCUGAAGAGUUUAGACAUUUGCUCCCCAGUGUUCAGUCACAAGCGCGCCCUAGAGGUUAUUCAGAGCCAGGGGACCAGCAAGUCCCUCUGUGAUGUCCUCCUGGACCAGUCCAUUCUCCCAGGGGUGGGCAAUAUCAUCAAAAAUGAGGCAUUAUUUGACAGUGGGUUGAAACCAGAUACAAAGGCAUGCGAGUUGAAAGAGGAGCACCUAACUCACCUGAUAAAAAUGACAAGAGAUUUUUCUAUGCUGUUCUAUGAGUGUCGUAAGAGUGGACAGACUCUCAGUAAGUACUACAAGGUGUAUGGUCAGGAGACAUGUGGUCAGUGUAAGACCAGGUUGGUCAUCUGUCGUAUGGGAGAGGUCACUGCUAGGCUCACAUACUUCUGCCCCACCUGCCAGACCAAUGAUCUUAGCAUCAGCAAACACAGGCUCCCUAAGAAGAACAGCUUAUUAGGGUGGUUAGGAAAGGCCUCUCAGACCUCACCCUCACACUGGAACUGUCUGCGCUGUACUCUAAUAAACCAAGGAUCUCAGAAAUCUUGUAGUGCUUGCCUCACGCCCAGGGAUUUGGGACAGGAACCAGGGCCAAACUCAAAGACCCAGGGCACCCCUGGAAGACAGGUUACCACACCACAUCCUUCACAGUACUCUAACAUCAGCAUUCAUAAUACAUCCCAUAAACGAAAGUCUGAUUCAGCUGGUUUUCUAGCUCAACCUUCAACCCAGCCAUCCAAAAGGAGAAGAAGUGAAGGGAACUGUGGGAAAGAGAAUGUCAGUUCAGCCCCAGUGAGACCGGCGGACAAUAAACACAAAAUCACAGCAUGCACAGGACAUGGGAAGAAGUGCUUGAUUAAGGAAGUGAGGAAAGAAGGCCCCAACUACAAACGAACAUUUUUCACGUGUAGCCUUCCUCGGGGGAAAGCAGUGUCCAGUAUUUUAAGUGGGCAGAUGAGUCGUUUCCGCUAUGUCCGGGUCACGGAAAGCCAGGGUCUCUGA